UCUAAUGAGUCGGCCAUUUUGUACUCCACAUGGCCGGGAAGACACAUUGAAGUGCGACCGAAGAAUUUUUUUAUCGGUUUAAUACAUUAUGCACAUAAACUGAAAAGAUGCCAACAUAUUUCCAAAGACCAGAGAAUGCUCUGAAAAGAGCUAAUGAGUUUAUAGAUGUUGGAAAAAAGCAGAGAGCCUUGGAUGCACUUUAUGAUGUCAUCAAAAGUAAAAAGCAUCGAACAUGGCAGAAAAUACACGAGCCCAUCAUGGAGAAGUAUCUCCAGUUAUGUGUGGAGUUACGGAAGAGUCAUAUUGCCAAAGAGGGUCUUUACCAGUAUAAAAAUAUAUGUCAGCAGGUAAACAUUAAAUCCUUGGAAGAUGUAGUUAGGAAAUACAUCAAUCUAGCAGAGUUUAAAACAGAGGAAGCAAGACAGGAAUCUCAUCAAGUUGUUGUAGAUAUUGAUGACUUAGAACAACCAGACACACCUGAAAGUCUGUUGUUGAAAGUAGUCAGUGGAGAAGACACCCAGGACAGAACAGAUAGAGCAAUCCUGACACCAUGGGUCAAAUUCCUGUGGGAAUCCUACAGACAGUGUCUUGAUCUUCUUAGAAACAAUUCAAGAGUAGAAAGACUUUAUCAGGAUAUAGCUCAACAAGCAUUUAAAUUUUGCUUCAAGUAUGGAAGAAAAACAGAAUUUAGGAAGUUGUGUGAUAAUCUUAGAACUCACUUGAGCUUGGUUCACAAGCAUCAGCACCAGCAGACAGCUAUAAACCUUAACAACCCAGACUCCCAGGCCAUGCAUCUAGAAACAAGAUUGGUUCAGUUAGAUAAUGCUAUCAACAUGGAACUUUGGCAAGAAGCUUUCAAGGCAGUUGAAGACAUCCAUGGGUUGAUUGGUUUGUCAAAGAAGCCUCCAAAACCUUCACUGAUGGCCAACUAUUACCAGAAAUUAGGUUUAGUCUUUUGGAAAUCUGGUAACCAGUUAUUCCAUGCAUCAACACUUCACAGAAUGUUCCAUUUGUCAAGGGAACAGAGGAAGAAUUUGUCACCAGAGGAAUUACAGAAAAUGGCAUCACGAGUACUCUGUGCUACGCUGGCCAUACCUAUACCUGCCUCUAGAAAUGCAAUUGAUCAGCUUUUAGAAAGUGACGAGGGAACAAUGGAAAAACAAAGACGCUUAGCUCAACUCUUGAUGUUACAAAACCCACCAAAGAGAACAGCUCUUAUUAAGGACUUAGUAAAGUACAAUGUUCUCCAGUAUGUCAGCCCUGAGUUGCAGAACUUAUAUCAGUGGUUAGAGGUCGAAUUUCAUCCUCUAAAACUGCACGAAAGAGUCAAGUCUUCAAUGGAGUUCAUUAACCAGAAUGAUGAUCUUAAUCAAUACCUCAACUCUCUGGAAGAAAUUGUCAUCACAAGAGUGCUGAAACAGGUGUCACAAGUAUACCAGACAAUUGAAUUCUCAAGACUUGCAGCACUGGUGCCAUUUUCAUCCAAAUUUAGACUUGAGAGGUUGAUUGUAGAAACAGCAUUAACAUUAGAACUCCAGGUGAGAAUUGACCACAGAAGUAAAUCAUUAAGCUUUGGUACUGACUUGAUGGUAGCUCAAAAGGAAGAUGUUCCAGAAGGACCUUACAUACAGAGCAUGCCCAGUGAACAGAUCAGGAACCAGUUGACAUCAAUGUCCCGCUGUUUACAUAAAGCUAUGACACUCAUUCAGCCUGAAGAUAGACAGUCUAUCAGAGAUGAGUUAAGAGUAAAGAUAGCUAACAGCUACAGAAUGACUGCCAAGAAAGAUCAUGUCAAUGUUCUCCAGAGAAGAAACAUCAUUGAACAGAGGAAAGAACAGUUGGAACACAUGAAUGAUCAGAGGGAAAAAGAAGAAAUGGAGCAACAAGAAGAACAGAAGAAGAAAGCGUAUGAUGCUGAAAUGGCUAGACUUGAACGUGAAGCUAAGGAGAGAGAGAGACAAAGGAAGGUUGAGGAACAUAAAGAAAUGCAGAAGAAACAUGCACAGGAAAGAAUAGAGCAACUGAGGAAAACUGAACUUGGUGCUAAAGUGUUGCAAAACAUGGAUGAAGAUGAUAUUGGCACUUUAGACAUUGAAGACAUUAUGGCUAAACAGGUUGAACAGCUUGAAAAAGAAAAGAAAGAAUUAAAUGAAAGAUUGAAGUCUCAGGAGAAAAAGAUCGACUUCUUUGCUAGAGCCAAGAGACUGGAAGAGAUUCCAUUGUUGAAAAAGCAGUAUGAUUCAGAUCGUCAAGAGUUGAAGGGAUUCUGGGAACAACAAGAAGAAGAAAGGAUUGAAAAAGUUAAGAAAGAAAGAGAAAAUGCCCUACAACAGAGGGAUAGAUUGAGCAGAAUGAAGAAGGAUAAGGAUGAAUUUGUCAACAUGUUGAGAGGAAAGAGGAAGGAGCAGUUCAAGCAAAAAGUGAAAGAGUUUGAUUUGAAAAUGUCUGAAGAAAGAAAAAAGAGACUGGCAGACAGGAAAGAAAAACGAAAGGAAGAUAGAAGAACUAAAUGGAUUGAGGAAAAGAGAGAAGCUGAACAGAGAGCUAAAGAUGAAGAAUUGCUCAGAGAGAGAGAAGAAAAAGAACAGAUGGAGAAGGAGAGGAUAGAAAAGGAGGAAGAAGAAUACAAAGAGAAAAUCAGGAAAUUGGAGGAACAGACUGCCAAACAGAGAGCAAGAGAGGUAGAAAUAGAAGAAAGAGAGAAAAGAAGGAGAGAAGAACUUGGUAGUGGAGGAGGAAGACCUGCAGGGGCUCCUACAGAUGAGGGUAGAUCAUGGAAACCAUCAGGUGGGGGUCUUGGAUGGAGAGAGAGGGAGAAACAGAGAGCAGACAGCUGGAAAAGGGAUCCUGAUGCUCCACCUCAAAGGGAUGAUGAACCACCUGCUAGAGAUGAUAGAGAAGGGUGGCGUGGAAGGGGAACACCAUCUAGAGAUGAGAGGCCACCACCUUCCAGAGACGACAGAGGACCACCACCAGGUAGAGAUGAAAGAGGGCCACCUGGUGAUGCUUGGAGGGAUAGACGUGAGGAUCGUGGUCCUCCUUCUUCAGGGGAGUCUGCCUGGGGUAGAGAUAGAGGGAGGGAUGAAAGGGGUCCUCCUGGAGAUGCAUGGGGAAGAGAUAGAAAUAGAGAUGACAGAGGCCCUCCUGCGGAAUCUUGGAGAGAUAAGGGAAGAGAUGCUGGGGGCCCACCUGCUGGCAGUUGGAGAGAUAGAGCUGCAGCAAGGGACAGUGAACGAGCACCUCCAAGGGAAAGUGAACGAGCACCUCCAAGGGAAUUUGAUAGAGGACCUUCAAGAGACUUUGAUAGAGGACCUUCAAGAGACUUUGACAGAGGUCCUUCAAGAGACAUGGAUAGAGGACCUUCAAGAGAUGAUAGAGGUUCAAGGUUUGCUUCAAGGGAUAUCAGAGAGGAGAGAGGUUACAGAGAUGAACGUGGGCCUUCAAGAGAUGACAAAGAAGAAAGAGGUCCAUGGAGACGAGGGGGAGAGUCCGAUAGAUUUGGUGGUGGUAGUGACAGUUCAAGGGACGAUAGAUGGGGAAGCCGAGAUAGACCAUCAGACAGGUCUAGAGAAGACCGUGGACCUCCAUCACGUGAUGAUAGAGGACCACCACCUCAAGAAAGGGAGGAUACUUGGCGAAAAGGAGGCGGAGGUGCACCAAGUGAAGGAGGACCACCCAAGACAAGCUGGAGAGAUAAACAACCUGAGAAAGAAAGGAAACCUGGUGAAGGGGAUGAAGGAUGGUCAACGGUCAAAUACAAAUAACUCUGUAAUAGGACAACUAGACCAUACUGGACAGUGGAAUUUAAUAAAAUAUUUUUAUUGACCAACUCAAAUAUAUUAAACAAUUCUUAUUGGACAACUUGAUUAUUCAUUGAACAACUAUCAGAUAUUGAUCAUGUAAUAUUAAACUACUGGAAUACUGAUAACUUCUAAUUGGACAACUUUACCAUAAUAAAUGACUCUUCUUAUAAGACAACUAUCAGAUACUGAGCGUGUUAUAUUAAACAACUGUCAAAUACUGAAAUCUUCGUAUUGGUCAAUCUGAUGCUGAUUACUUCUUUAUAUUUUAAAACUAUUGGAUGAUUUUGAACACAAUUUUACAUAGACUUACUUUCACUAUUUUUACAAAGCAAAAAACUUAAUAUUGGACAGCUGUGCUAUGCUGAACAUUUGAUAUAAAUUGUACAGUACUACACACUUACAAAUAGAUCAUCAGGUAUUUAUUGUCAAUUUAAGCUGUAGCAUACAUGUGUCUUGUUGUAUUUCAUCUUUAUUGCAGUUUUGGAAAUUAUUGUUUGGAGAGUAGAUGGGCAUUUAUUCUUUAAAAUGAAUUAUUGGUGCAUUGUACAUUGUCAUAUUUCCCUUUAAAUCUUAUAAAAAUAUCUAGAAUUUUGCAAACAAAACAAAAUAUAUUGUGGGUUGAAAUGUUUGGGAUUUAAGUGCCCUUCUUAAUAUAUAUACACAUUGAAUAAAGUAAGCGACAUUAAAAUUUUCUCGAUUAUUCAACUGAUCAAGAUUAAAUAUGCAUUUCCACUUUUUCAUUGACGAACUGAUAAUUCGAUCCAUGUAUAUGACAAAUUUGUAGAACAGUUGUUAUUAUUUAUAAAUGUCGUUAAAUGUUUUUUUGUGGCUAUUACAAAAUUAUGUAAUUGAAGUGCUAAUUGUUGAAUUAUUAUGAUGUUGAUUGUAAAAUAAAUAUUAUUUGCACAAGUUU
Molecule: messenger RNA, 4716 nt
Organism: Mytilus trossulus (common blue mussel)
Lineage: Eukaryota; Metazoa; Mollusca; Bivalvia; Mytilida; Mytilidae
Product: eukaryotic translation initiation factor 3 subunit A-like
Exons: 22
Coding region: 108-3764 (1218 amino acids)
Biological process (GO): formation of cytoplasmic translation initiation complex; translation reinitiation
Cellular component (GO): multi-eIF complex; eukaryotic translation initiation factor 3 complex, eIF3m; eukaryotic translation initiation factor 3 complex, eIF3e
Molecular function (GO): translation initiation factor activity; mRNA binding
Source: RefSeq, a predicted model, not a curated record